Molecule: messenger RNA, 2375 nt
Organism: Nicotiana attenuata
Lineage: Eukaryota; Viridiplantae; Streptophyta; Magnoliopsida; Solanales; Solanaceae
Product: LEAF RUST 10 DISEASE-RESISTANCE LOCUS RECEPTOR-LIKE PROTEIN KINASE-like 1.2
Exons: 4
Coding region: 200-2224 (674 amino acids)
Biological process (GO): protein phosphorylation
Molecular function (GO): protein kinase activity; polysaccharide binding; ATP binding
Source: RefSeq, a predicted model, not a curated record
AAUUGAGCCCAUUUAAUUUUAAUCUUGAAACUUCAACUUUCUAAGGUAGAUACAAAGUCAACUUUUGUAUAUCAAAUAUAAUGAAUCCAUCUUUUUGCUAACAAAAAGAAAAAUCCAAGAAACACCCUUAUCUCCCCUUAGUGUAUUUUUCAUUAUUUACUUGUUUUAGUUGUAUAUUUUGAGCUGCUCAAGAUUACAAAUGAACCAAGAAAACAGGUAUAUUUUGAUAAUAUCAUUAAACCUUUGUAUAUUUUCCUUAAUCCUAGGUAAAUGUUCUGGUGUUGAUCCUCAGUUUAUAGCAUGUCAGCCAAUAAAUUGCAAAAAUGGUCCAAAAAUAAGUUUUCCAUUUUAUAUUCAAGAUGAGCAAGAAUCUUAUUGUGGAUACCCUGGAUUUGGGUUAAAUUGUAGUGAACAAGGUUUUCCUGUUGUACAUAUUGCUGCAAAUGAGUAUAUAGUUGAAAAGAUUUCAUAUCAAGAUCAUAUUUUUCAGCUGAAAAAUUCAGUCUUUAAUAGUACUACAAGCAAUGGUUGUGUUUCUGAGAUCAAGAACAUCUCACUCGAUAAUCGCCCUUUUAAAUUUGUCAAUGAAUCAAGAAUUUACUUGUUGUCAAAGUGUAAUGAGUCGAUACCCGAGCAUCUUUUGAAGAACAAGAUUGGUUUUGGUUGUGGUGAAGAAAAUGGAAAUGAGUGGGGUGUUGCUAUGUUUGCUGAGGAUGAAGGCUUUGAGUCUGCAUUAGAAAUGUGCAAAAAUCAUGUAAUGGUACCAGUAGAAAUGAAUGAAAAUGAGGGAAGGAAUCAAGUUCUUGAUUAUCAAUUGAUAUUGAGAAGGGGUUUUAGAUUGAGUUGGACAGCUAGUAAUUGCAGUGAGUGUGCAGAAAGCGGAGGGCGUUGUGGAUUUGAAGAAAAACCUUAUCAAUUCAAAUGUUUCUGCACUGACAGGCCUCAUUCCGCGAGUUGCAAGCCUACCAGAAAAAAUAAAUUGGGAUUGAUUCUUGGCUCAGUUUUAGGUGGAGCAGUGUUAAUAAUCUUGGUGGUCGCCUUCAUUGUCUGUCGUUACAAGAACGAACACAAAGGUUGUUUAUUCUUCCAAUCAAGAAACAAAUUUUCUGAUCCUUCCUCAAAUUAUGACUAUGAGGGAGGUAGUAAUUAUGGCGUCCCGGUCUUCUCAUACACUGAACUUGAAGAAGCUACUAGUAAAUUUGAUUCCUCCAGAGAACUAGGAGAUGGAGGUUUUGGAACUGUUUACUACGGUAAACUUAAGGAUGGGAGAGAAGUUGCAGUGAAGAGACUUUAUGAGCACAACUGCAAGAGAAUGGAGCAGUUUAAAAAUGAAAUUGAAAUUCUCACUCGCCUAAGGCACCGGAAUCUUGUUACCCUUUAUGGUUGCACACCAAAACAUAGCCGUGAACUCCUCCUUGUUUACGAAUACAUUUCCAAUGGAACAGUGGCUGAUCACUUGCAUGGUGAUAGAGCAAAGGACGGAUUCCUUGUGUGGCCUAUCCGCAUGAAUAUUGCUUUAGAAACUGCUUGUGCAUUGGCUUACCUCCAUGCCUCUGAGAUAAUACAUCGAGAUGUGAAGACUAGCAACAUACUCCUUGACGACAAUUGUUGUGUCAAAGUUGCAGAUUUUGGGCUUUCAAGACUUUUUCCUAAUGAUGCUACUCAUGUCUCAACUGCUCCUCAAGGGACAGCUGGAUAUGUUGAUCCAGAAUAUCAUGAAUGUUACCAGCUCACUAAUAAAAGUGACGUUUAUAGCUUUGGUGUUGUCCUUGUUGAACUUAUAUCAUCAAUGCCUGCUGUUGAUAUUACAAGGCAUCGACAUGAGAUCAAUUUGGCUAACUUAGCGAUGAAGAAGAUUCAAAAAAGUGCAUUCGAUGAGUUGAUUGAUCCGUCACUGGGAUUUACAUCAGAUGCAGAAGUUAGGAGAAUGACUACCUCAGUAGCAGAGCUAGCUUUUCAAUGCUUGCAGCUUGAGAAGGACUUCAGACCGACAAUGGAUGAAGUACUGGAGACGCUAAAACAUAUUCAGCGCGCUGAUGAUAUCAAAGAUGAGAAGACAAAGGAAAAAAUUGUCAAUGACACUGAACCUGAAAGUGAAAAGGUCCCUCCUUCUCCUGCACCCGAUAAUGUUGUACUGCUGAAGAAGAGGCAAAUGCCACCUUCACCAAUUUCUGUAACUGAAAAGUGGCUUAGUAGCUGUGGCAGUAGUAGUAUUAGCGGGUGAAACUGUUACACGCUUUGCGUUCAUCUAAAAGUACUUGAUACAAAUAUGUACUCAAACACCCAUUGCAUCAUCUGUAAAGGACAACAACAACAACAUACCCAGUAUUAUCCCACACUGUGGGGUCUGGAGAGGGUAAUGUGUACGCAGACCU